This is a messenger RNA of Brassica oleracea var. oleracea, 613 nucleotides long. RefSeq lists its product as uncharacterized. The transcript has a single exon. Bases 97 to 390 code for a protein of 97 amino acids. The record is from RefSeq and is a predicted model, not a curated record. Lineage: Eukaryota; Viridiplantae; Streptophyta; Magnoliopsida; Brassicales; Brassicaceae.
AAAUCUUCAUCAUCAUUUGUCUACAUCUCUUCUCUCUCUUCACGAGAAAGAGAACAAGAAAAUAUAAAAAAAUAAAGAUAAAAAGAUCAUUCAAGAAUGGGGAAAUACACGGAGAUGUUGGAUGCAGGGGUGAGAAUAGCGGCGAGGUUUCAUUCUCACUGUCCUCAGACGGCGCGUCUCUAUUACCAUCCUCCGUCCGACAGCCAUCACCUCCAUCAUGGUGUCACCGAUUUAAUGGGAGGUGGAGUUUUGGGUGGGUCGGGUCAAGAUUCUACCGGGUUGGUUGGUGAGUUAGGAGGAUCCGAAACUGCUGCUGGUUGCGGUCUCAAGGCUUCUCAAGGUCAAGGGUCUGAAGAUGCCAGGGAUCUCUUGUUAUUCUCUGUUGUUUGAUUGAUUUAUCACAAAAAAUAUAAAUAUUAUAGAAUUAUUAUAACCUUUUUUGGUUGAAGAAGGGAUUUGAUGAGCCAAUGUUUUGAUAUUUUCAAGUGUUUUUUUCUGUUGUUUUAUUAUUGAAAAAUGUUCUUAUGAGUUUUGUGAUACAUUGUAACAAUCUCUGGAUUCCAAAAGAUUAUUGGAUGUCAAUGAGAAUUUGAUUAUUAUUUUCUUUGUUUUA